AUGGGUCGCGUCAAGGAAUACCAGGUUGUGGGCCGUCACCUCCCCAGCGAGGCCAACCCUACCCCAAAGCUCUUCCGCAUGCGCAUCUUCGCCCCCAACAGCGUGGUAGCAAAGUCAAGAUUCUGGUAUUUUCUCGGAAAGCUGAAGAAAAUCAAGAAGGCCAACGGCGAGAUUGUCUCGUUGAAUGAGAUUCACGAGAAGCGCCCGACAAAGGUCAAGAACUUCGGUAUCUGGAUCCGCUACGAUUCGCGCAGUGGAACCCACAACAUGUACAAGGAGUUCCGUGAAAUGUCCAGGACAGAUGCCGUCGACGCCCUCUACCAGGACAUGGCUGCCCGCCACCGCUCUCGUUUCCGACAAAUCCACAUCCUUAAGGUCAUCGAGGUUGAGAAGUCCGAAUCUAUUCGCCGCCCAUACAUCAAGCAGCUCCUCACAAAGGACCUCAAAUUUCCUCUACCCCACCGCGUUCAUGCCAACCAGGCCAAGGCUAUCUUCUCUGCCAAGAGACCCUCAACUUUCUUCUAA
Molecule: messenger RNA, 525 nt
Organism: Pseudovirgaria hyperparasitica
Lineage: Eukaryota; Fungi; Ascomycota; Dothideomycetes; Acrospermales; Acrospermaceae
Product: 60S ribosomal protein L20
Exons: 3
Coding region: 1-525 (174 amino acids)
Biological process (GO): translation
Cellular component (GO): ribosome; cytosolic large ribosomal subunit
Molecular function (GO): structural constituent of ribosome
Source: RefSeq, a predicted model, not a curated record